CUUUGAAGAGGCGGACUACCGAUAGGAGUUUGAUGCCGAGAGGGAGUCCGAAGCCUCCCUCCGGCUCUAUCUAAGGUCGUUGAUGCCUCCCUCUAGUUCUAUUACGCCUAGUUUCUCCGCUACGGGUGACCACUACCGCCGGAUUCUCUUCCGCCACUUUCUGACGAUCGGUCCUCCCACCGGCAGCUACCACACCUCCUCCUCCUCUUUUUCUGUUUUGCAUAAGAAAAAAAAAAAACCCCAUAUUUUCAUUCUCUGUCUUACUUUUUUUUUUUUUGCGCUAAAGAUUCGCCGGCUGAUUAUACUCAUGAGGUAAUUAGUGCAACUCUUUUUUAAAUUUAUCGGCAAAUUAUAAAAUAUUUUAUAAAUCAAGUUAUUCAUAAUUUAUGAAUUUGAUGCAUAGUACUUAUUAUUGAAUAUAUCUUUUUCAAAAAAUAUUAAAUGAUUCAUGAUUGAACAUAUUAAUUUUGAUAUAGAUUAGGCUUAAUUUAUUUUGAUGUUAUAUGAUUUUAUAUAUUUUUUGAUUUGGAACAUGAAAUAUGUUUUUAAGAAAUAGAGUUCUGAUCCAAGAUGGCUUUGGACUUGCAACUAGACUAUAUUUUAAUAUCUUGCCGGUAAGGAUUAUAAGUUGGCACUUUGAUACUUUAUCAGCAAGGGUUAUACAUUAGCACUCAAUAUCCUGCAAGUGGGGGUUAUAUAUUGGCACUUUGAUACACUUUCAGUGAGGAUUAUAUAUUGGCACUUUGAUACUCUAUCAUUAUGGGUUAUGCAUUAGAAAUAUGAAAAUUUCUGAGCUUAUUAUUUGGCUUAGCUACAAGGUAUAAGUGUAAUCAUAGUUCAUGAGAUGAACUUGAGGUUUUUGAAAGAAUUGGAUUUAUGAAGGAAAAUUUGAAUUUUUUAGAAAGAUUGGAUUCACAUAUAUGAUGUUUUGAUAACACUCCAUGUCUAGAUUUAGUUUUGAAUUGAAAGAUUUUAUAUAAUUACUCUUAGUAAAAUUAUUAUUAUUUUAUUAUCUAAUUUAUCUAGUUAAAGAAUUCAUUACUUGCUGGGUUAUAUAGCACAUUACUCGGUACUUUAUUGUUUUUAUGGAUUCGAAAAAUUAGUUUGGCCUGAGAUUUUGCUACGGAAGAGCAAUCGGAGGCAGUGUUUUGACUUCUUAUUCUUAGUUUAGGAUUUUACUGAAGUUCAAGACUUUGAAUAUUGUUGGAUUUUGUAAGACAUUAAAUUUUGAAUCUUAGUUAUUUAAAUUUAAAUUUUGAACUUUAGUUAUUUAAUUUUAUUUUCGCUACAUUGUGUAUGAUAUCAUGAUGGAAUUCGAGUUGUUUGCUGCAUCCUUAGCAUGUAAAUUCGAGUCGGAGAUAUGACGAAUGAAAUGCUAACAAUAUAGCCACUUUUUGACCAACACUUAGAAUUGUUGUACAUGAACAACAGCAAUGCCCUAAUCUAAUUAACCACCGCUGCAACUUCUAUAAUGAUGUAGACUUCAAUUGCCAGCCUCUAGUCUUUCUAAUUUUUGGCUCUCUAGUUGACUCCAAGUACUCCUUACACAUUAUUUGGUUCACGACUGGAAUCAAAAUCGGAAUCAGAAUGGAUUGAAAUGUAAAUUAGAAUAGCCAUAUUUUCCAAAACUUUGUCUUGUGUCGAGAGUUAGAAUUGAAAUAGAAUUUGAAUACUAGGAGGGAAUCGAGAUUAAGUUUUGGAGAAUUAGGACAUUUUCAUUUUUUUCUAAAAUUAGAAUGAAAAUGAGACUCCUUCCAACCUAACAACUAGAAUGAAAAUAGUCAUUCUUAUUUUCGUUCUAGAGGCCGACUCCUUCCAACCAAAUAUGCCUAAGAUAUAUAAGUAGCGGGUAAUUUCAAAGUGAAGCUGUUGGGUCUCACCAAUCAAGCCAACCAGCCAUCUAUGCAGAAGAACCAUUGAAGUAUCCAACGCCUUCUUAGAGUUGUUGGGAAAUGAUUCAGCCGAAAUCUCCAACCAGGCUGUGGUUCCCGGCUUUUAUAUGCUUGGUGCCAGACUCCGCGCUCAUGAGCCAGGUUUCAAAUGCGUUCGGCAGCAAACCACGUCCGAAAAAUAGCCGUUGGUUCCCGUGCGGCUCCCGCCACUUGCUCCAUCCUUCCAAAUCUCCAAACAGAAAUCCUCCCCGGAUUCAAAUCCCCCACCCACCAAACCCUCGACUCACUUCUCCAACGAUGCCCCUCCAUGAAGCUACUCAGGCAGCUCCACGCCCAGCUUGUCACCAAUGGACUUCUCGGAGAAUCCCUCACCCUCGGGAGGCUCAUCGCCUUCUGCUCCGUCUCCGACGCCGGGGACCUCGAUUACGGCCGCGAGGUCUUCGAACGGGUCCCCGAGCCUAAUAAAUUCAUGUGGAAUAGUUUGAUCCGAGGCCAUUCCAACAGUGAUAACCCAAAGGAGGCCCUUUUCCUCCACCGCCGAAUGCUGCGUUCUGGCCUCUUGCCGAACCACUUCACUCUUCCUUUCGUUCUCAAGUCGUGCGCCAGAGCGUCGGCUCAUAUGGAAGCCCUGAUGGUUCAUGCUAUGAUCUUUAAGCUCGGAUCUGAGUCACAGAUCUUUGUAAUGAAUGCCCUUCUCCAUGCCUACUCAUCCUGUGGGUUGAUGUCUUUAGUGCGUAAGGUGUUUGAUGAGAUUCCUUACAGGAAUGUCGUUUCUUGGAAUUCAGUGAUUGGUGGGUAUUCUCAGUUGGAUGAUUGCGGGGAAGCAUUUGCUCUGUUCAGGGAAAUGAGAGAAUCGGGUUUGGAGCCUGAUGAAUUCACCCUGGUUAGCCUCCUCUCUGCUUGCUCACAAAUGGGGAGUCUCAAUUUGGGUAGGCUGGUACAUCAUUACAUAGUGGUUAUGGGAGCUAAUAUUGAUAUGAUUUUGGGGAAUGCCUUGGUAGAUAUGUAUGGAAAGUGUGGAGAUUUAGGUUUGGCUCAGAAAUGCUUCGAUGGGAUGCCUGUGAGGAAUGUAGUUACAUGGACAUCCAUAGUCUGUGCUCAUGCAAAACAUGGGCUGAUUGAUGAUGCUAGAUGUUGGUUUGAUAGAAUGCCUGAGAGGAACAUAGUAUCUUGGAAUGCCAUGAUCUUUUGCUAUGUUCAAAAUGGAUUAUGUCAUGAAGGCUUUGAUCUUUACACCCAGAUGCAAGAUUUGAGAGUGUUGCCCGAUGAGACGACUUUGGUCGCUGUUCUUUCAGCUUGUGGCCAAAAUGGCAAUUUGGUCAUUGGAAAGAAAAUCCAUGAUUACAUCUGUGCAAACAUUGCAAAUCCUAGUGUCACACUUUUUAAUUCUCUUGUUGACAUGUUUGCGAAAUGCGGUUAUAAAGACACUGCCUUGGGUCUCUUUGGCAGGAUGCCAGAAAAGAAUGUGGUGUCUUGGAAUGUGAUUAUUGGGGCCUUGGCGAUGCACGGUUGUGCAUUUGAUGCCGUUGAACUCUUCAAACGCAUGGUCAGCAAGGGCUUUUCACCUGAUGGGAUCACCUUUACUGGUUUGUUAUGUGCAUGCAGUCAUAGAGGUCUAUUAGAAGUUGGACAGCACUACUUUGAAGCUAUGACUGAUGUUUAUAAGGUUCCACAUGAAAUUGAACAUUAUGCAUGCAUGGUUGAUCUCUUGGGGCGAGGAGGGCAACUUGAGAAAGCAGUUCAAUUGAUAAAAUGUAUGCCAAUGAAACCAGAUGUUGUGAUAUGGGGUGCUUUGCUUGGAGCUUGCAGGAUUCAUGGCAAUGUGAAGGUUGGAAAGCAAGUGAUGAAACAACUUUUGGAGUUGGAGACAAAUAAUGGAGGACUAUAUGUUCUCUUUUCAAAUAUGUAUUCUGAUGUUCACCAGUGGGAAGAUAUGAAGAAUCUUAGGAAGCUUAUGAAAGAGAGAGGGAUAAAAAAGGAUAAGGCAACUAGUUUUAUUGAAAUAGAUAAUAAUGCCUAUAGGUUUUUAGUAGAAGACCUGAGACAUGAAAGCUCAAGAGAUAUAUACUGUAUGCUUGAUCAAUUAACAGACCAUCUGAUGUCCGUAGAAUGUCUCUCCAUGCCCUCUGGAGCAUUUUUUGAUGUGGAAGAAUGGCAAGAAUCUCUAUGUGUCUAUUGAGUUAUUCAUUAUUCUUUAUAAUAUUCUUUGAUAUUGUGUUAAAAAGGAUAAGGCUCCUGCUGUGAUGAACUCCAGAUCUUGUUGUUGCUCAAUCUAAGCAGGUUUUCUCUUCUUUAUGACAAAUGAUGUAAUACACUGAUUUAAUGAAAUGUUUUCUUGACUGAA
Phoenix dactylifera (date palm) is the source of this 4236-nucleotide messenger RNA. The record is from RefSeq and is a predicted model, not a curated record. NCBI's taxonomy places the organism in Eukaryota, Viridiplantae, Streptophyta, Magnoliopsida, Arecales, Arecaceae.